AACGGAGGCGGCAGCGCUAGCUUGUAGUUCGGCGGUUGCUGCCGAGCGUUUUUUGAACUUGAGUGCCGAGGAUUGCAGACCAGAGCGGGCCCAGCCUUGUCGCCUUGUCACGAUGACCACUGUGGCGAAGACCGUGGACAGCGUGCAGUCCCUAACUGUGCCCAGCGGCGGCCCGCCCGCAGAUACAAAAACGCUAGCUACUUCUAAGAGCCUGUUACCUGUUAAAUUAAAAAAAGUCAUCACUUCCAGAAAUCUUCAUUCCAGCAGUGAGACUACGAAAAUCAUCAAAGCAAAACAGGAGAAUGGGCAGAUGCAAGUUGCCGAAUCCUGCAGUAAGAGGAACUUCAGAAAGAGCUGCAAGCCGUUGAGGGAACAAAAAUCAGAGGAAGAGCUAAAAGAUAAGAAUCAGCUUUUAGAGACUGCCAACAAGCAGUUGCACCAGAAGUUGAUUAAAACUCAGGGAGAGCUGAAGGACCUGACCCAGAAAGUGGAGCUGCUGGAGAAGUUUCGGGACAAUUGUUUAGCAGUUUUAGAGAGCAAAGGCCUCAAUCCAGGCAGCGACACUGUGGCAUCGCAGCAGGAACCCUCUACAAAUCAUGAGGACUCUGUGUUGCUGUUAGAAUCUUUGCAAGAUGAGUUGGAGCUAUUUAAUGAAACUGCCAAGAAACAAUUGGAAGAGUUACAGGCCUUAAAAGUAAAGUUGAAGAUAAAAGAAGAAGAAAGAACCCAAUUCCUAGAACAGCAGAACUUAUAUAAGCAUCAAGUUACUGAUUUUACAAAAGUCCUGGAGGAAAUAGACCAGCUAUUAGAAAUGUAAUAAAAAGAAAUUGGCCAGAUGGCUCCUUCUUGGGGAUGAACUCCCAGAGGAAGCCACUUAGGACAUGUGCUGAGCCACGGUCUUCCAGGACUGCAUAUCCCCAGAGUGAAACAGUUUGUGCAGACAGAUUAGGGCAGUUUAUUGCUGGAACAGCAGUUCCUCCUUUAAGCAGGUUUCUUCAUCUUUGGAUUGGUCCACUCUGCUGAGCCUCACAGUGGAUAACGGAGGCUUCAAGAGGGAGGCCUGAGAGGUGGACUCCGAGGCUACGACAGCACGGAUCAGGAGACUGAAGCCAGGCACAGUGGCGCACAUCUGUGAUCCUGCGCUGAGGAGGCUGAGGCAAGCAGAGGAUCACUGGAGCCAAGGAGUUCAGGAUGAGCCUUGCAACACAGCAGGAUGCCAGCGGAACAAACAAACCAAUCAGGAAGCUAAACCAGCCACAUGGAAGGACCUAGGCAGUCACGUUGAGAUUUUUGAAAACCCUUGGUUACAACUGGAACACCUUCAUUCCAGUGGGAGGUGACACUGAGAAGUCCUGCUGUCCACUUCUUACUUGCAGUGCGUUGUAUCUCUCCGUGGUUGGGCUCUGUACUUUAUUGUGCGUUUAUGAACUUGAAGUUGCUUGAAGGAUUUUUGG
Messenger RNA from Octodon degus (degu), 1454 nucleotides. RefSeq names its product kinetochore localized astrin/SPAG5 binding protein (gene Knstrn). The record is from RefSeq and is a predicted model, not a curated record. The transcript has 9 exons. Gene Ontology annotation, cellular component: kinetochore; centriolar satellite; microtubule plus-end. NCBI's taxonomy places the organism in Eukaryota, Metazoa, Chordata, Mammalia, Rodentia, Octodontidae. Gene Ontology annotation, biological process: mitotic sister chromatid segregation; spindle organization; regulation of attachment of spindle microtubules to kinetochore. The coding region runs from base 113 to 817 and encodes 234 amino acids.